AUGACGCAGCAGCAGCUGCAGCAGCAGCAGCAGCGACAGCGGCCGCUUCCAUUUGCUACUGCAGGAAGGCCUGCUUCUAUUCCCGCCUCAUCUUUCUAUCAGCAGCAGCGCCCCCCUGCAGCAGCAGCAGCAACAGCAACAGCAGCAGCAGCAGCAGCAGCAGCUCCUGCUGCUGCUUCUGUGUAUACUAAGACCCGUAUCCGAUCUCCUCCUUCAGCAGCAGCAGCAGCAGCAGCAGCACGAGCACCAGCAGCAGGAUCAGCAGCAGCAGCAGCAGCAGCACCACUAGCACCAGCAGCAGCAGCAGCAGGACCAGCACCAGCAGCAGCAGCAGCAGCAGCAGCAGCAGCAGCAGCAGGAGACACAGCAUUUCGCUUCGGAAAGUUUGCGGGUAAGACAUUUGCUUUUGUUGCUGCAGCAGACAGCAGCUACUGCAGGUGGGCCUGCAGCCUCACCGAGCCAAAGGGGCAGCUAGCAGCAUUUGUUGCUUAUCUGCAGCAGCAGCAGCAGCAGCAGCAGCAGCAGCAGGGGGAGGGACAGCAGCACCAGCACCAGCAGCAGCAGCAGCAGCAGCAGAAGCAGCAGCAGAAGCAGCUUAAGCUGCAACUCUCCCCAAAUAGAACAAUUCGGUUAGCUGGUGGGGCUCAACCAGCAGCAGCAGCAGCAGCAGCAGCAACAGCAGCAGCAGCAACAGCAGCAGCAGCAGCUGCUGCUGCUGGUACUGAAACUCCUGCAGCAACAGCAACUGGUGCAAAUGGAGCACCGCUACAGCUAAACGCGGCAGCACCAGCUGCUGUUGCUGCUGCUGCAGCACCAGCAGCAGCAGCAGCAAACACAGAAGCAGGCUCAGUUGAGGACCUCGCGAGCGACUUCGACUUUGACUUCAGUGUGCUGCAGGAAGAGCAGCAGCAGCAGCAGCAGCAGCAAGUACAGCGGCCAGGAUUUGCUGCUGCUGCUGCUGCUGGAAAUACCCCUCGAUCAGCAGAAAGUGAGCAGCAGCAGCAGCAGCAACAGCAGCAACAGCAGCAGCAGCAGCAGCAGCAGCAUGUUAAUCCGCCCGCAGGAAAUGCCCUGCAGUUUAUGGAUGACUUCCGAUAUGACCGUGCAUGCAGCAGCAGCAGCAGCAGCAGCAGCAGCAGCAACAGCAGCAGCAGCAGCAGCAGCACACCCUUUCGGAGGGUUCUUCCAUUCGCGAAGGACGGCGCAGCAGCACGUGCUGCAGCACCGCAGUCCCCAGCAGCAGCAGCAGCAGCAGCAGCAGCAACAGGAGCAGCAGCAGCAACAGCAGCAGCAGCAGCAGCAGCAGCAGCAGCAGCAGCAAGUAUUUCUCCUACUCUACAUAUAGAAGCAACCAUCUCUCUAGAGAUAUGCGGGGAGGAGGCCUUCAGGGUCGUCGCGCUGCAGCAGCAGCAGCAGCACAGGAAGCAUGCAGCAGCAAGCAGCAGCAGCAAAGCUGCUGUAUGGAGCCCCCUGCUGCCGCGGCCUGUAGGAGACUACCUCCUGAGCCUGAAGGCCGAAUUUGCUGCUGAGGAGAAAAACUCCAGCAGCGCAGCACAGGGCAGCAGCAGCAGCAGCAGCAACAGCAGCAGCAGCAGCAGCAGCAGCAGCAGAAGCAAGUUCAGCAGCAGCUGCUGCAGCAGCGCCGUUGAUCCUGGCCCCUUCAAUGCCUCACGAUACUCGCAGGUCCUCGAGGGGCUUAAAAAGAGUUUUACGUUUACUGGUAUGGAGCCGAUUCCUUCUUUCGUUUUGCGGGCGUUUGCUGCAUUUCAAUCAUUUGCUGCUGCUGCUGCUGUCCCCAAGAAAACAGCACUCGUGCUGCUGCGGCACAAGCUGCCCCCUCCCCCGCAGCUGCUCAGCCUGCAGCAGCACGUGCAGCAGCAAAAGCAGCAGCAGCAGCAGCAGCAGCAAAAGGUACAGGUAAAGACAGAUGGAACAGCUCCGAAUGCUUCAGAUCAGGCAGCAGCAGCAGCAGCAGCAGCAGCAGCAGCAGCAGCACCGCAUUCAGCCCCUGAAGGAGAAUCACCAUCACCACCUUCAUCAGCAGCAGCAGCAGCAGCAGCAGCAGCACCAGCAGCAGCAGCAGCAGCAGCAGCAGCAGCAGUGGACCCGGGGCUGCUGAGCUCGCUAAGAGACUUUCAGCGGGAGGGGGUUGCCUUCGGCCUGGAGCGACACGGCAGGGUACUCAUUGGGGACGAGAUGGGGCUAGGAAAAACUAUACAGGUCAGCUAG
Eimeria mitis is the source of this 2229-nucleotide messenger RNA. Its product is annotated as SNF2 family N-terminal domain-containing protein, putative. Gene Ontology annotation, cellular component: nucleus. The transcript is spliced from 5 exons. Lineage: Eukaryota; Apicomplexa; Conoidasida; Eucoccidiorida; Eimeriidae. Gene Ontology annotation, biological process: regulation of transcription by RNA polymerase II. The record is from RefSeq and is a predicted model, not a curated record. Gene Ontology annotation, molecular function: transcription cis-regulatory region binding. The coding region runs from base 1 to 2229 and encodes 742 amino acids.